Messenger RNA from Toxotes jaculatrix (banded archerfish), 9317 nucleotides. RefSeq names its product calcium channel, voltage-dependent, L type, alpha 1D subunit, b (gene cacna1db). Gene Ontology annotation, biological process: calcium ion import across plasma membrane. Lineage: Eukaryota; Metazoa; Chordata; Actinopteri; Toxotidae. The coding region runs from base 1 to 6846 and encodes 2281 amino acids. The record is from RefSeq and is a predicted model, not a curated record. Gene Ontology annotation, molecular function: high voltage-gated calcium channel activity. The transcript has 51 exons. Gene Ontology annotation, cellular component: voltage-gated calcium channel complex; membrane.
AUGCCGUUCAUUAUAAGGGGAAGACCCCUGAGGGGGGCACAGUAUGCCAGCAAUAGAAGGACCACUCCCUCCACUGAUGCCUCUGCGCUCUGGUCAGAAAGCCACACCCAUCUGCACCAGCUCCAUCCACCAGAACCCCUGCAGGCCCCUGCCAGCACAGGCAAGCCCGUCGGCUCCUCUUAUGGCCUCCUUGGGGCCAAUAGUGGCAUCCAGGGUCCCGGUGGCACUGGCUCUGCCGUCAGUCCGGUCCUCGCUUGGCAUGCCGCCAUUAGCGCAGCUCGCCAAGCACAGGGCGAUGCUGAAAAGCCUGACAUGAGUUCACGGCCCUCAGUUUGCACCACCGGACCAGCUCCUGCGGGCUCACUGGCGCAGAGGAAGAGGCAGCAGUAUGCCAAAAGCAAAAAACAGGGAGGGUCUACCAACAGCAGGCCACCCAGAGCUCUGUUCUGCCUCACCCUGAACAACCCGAUCCGUAGGGCCUGCAUCAGCCUGGUGGAGUGGAAACCGUUUGAUAUCUUUAUACUUCUGUCUAUUUUUGCCAACUGUGUGGCCUUAGCCAUCUACAUCCCCUUCCCUGGAGACGACUCCAAUUCUACCAACCAAGAACUGGAAACAGUAGAAUAUGCCUUCCUGAUCAUUUUCACUAUAGAGACAUUUCUGAAGAUAAUUGCCUACGGCCUGGUCAUGCACCAAAACUCCUACGUCAGAAACGGCUGGAACAUGCUGGAUUUUGUCAUCGUCAUUGUGGGGUUGUUCAGUGUGGUUCUGGAGAUGAUAACCAAAGACGCUGACUCUGGCGGCCAGUCUGGAGGCAAACCUGGGGGGUUUGACGUCAAGGCCCUUCGAGCCUUUCGCGUACUACGACCCCUUCGCCUUGUUUCUGGAGUUCCCAGUUUACAAGUGGUUUUAAACUCCAUUAUUAAAGCCAUGGUUCCCCUGCUUCACAUCGCUUUGCUCGUCCUCUUCGUCAUCAUCAUCUAUGCCAUCAUCGGCCUGGAACUCUUCAUUGGCAAAAUGCAUGCCACAUGUUAUGUGAUACAAACAGGUGCCCUUGCUGAAGAAGAGCCCACGCCAUGUGCGGUAUCAGGGCACGGCCGCCACUGCCUGCUCAAUGGUACAGUUUGCAGAGAGGGCUGGCAAGGCCCCAACAAUGGCAUCACCAACUUCGACAAUUUUCUGUUUGCCAUGCUCACUGUGUUCCAGUGCAUCACCAUGGAGGGCUGGACUGAUGUUCUCUACUGGAUGAAUGAUGCGAUGGGCUUUGAGCUGCCUUGGAUUUACUUCGUCAGUCUGGUCAUCUUUGGAUCCUUCUUUGUGCUCAACUUGGUCUUGGGUGUGUUGAGCGGAGAGUUUUCCAAAGAGCGAGAGAAGGCCAAAGCUCGGGGAGACUUCCAGAAGCUACGUGAGAAGCAGCAGUUAGAGGAAGACCUAAAGGGCUACCUGGACUGGAUCACCCAGGCCGAGGACAUCGACCCCGAGAACGAGGAGGAGGGAGAUGAGGAGGGCAAGCGUAACCGGGUCACGCUGGCUGACCUCACUGAGAAGAAGAAAGGAAAGUUUGGCUGGUUCACUCAGUCCACAGAGACACAGGCGAGCAUGCCCACCAGUGAGACAGAGUCUGUGAACACAGAGAAUCACAAUGGAGAGGAAGACAAAUCACCUUGCUGUGGACCGCUGUGUCGUCAGUGGCGGCGGUGGAACCGCUUUUGCCGCAGGAAGUGUCGUGCAGCUGUGAAAUCGGUGACGUUUUAUUGGCUGGUCAUCAUCUUGGUGUUCCUCAACACUCUCACCAUCGCCUCUGAGCACUACAACCAGCCAGACUGGCUGACUGAAGUACAGGAUGUAGCCAACAAAGUUCUGCUGGCGAUGUUCACCCUGGAGAUGCUGGUGAAGAUGUACAGUUUGGGGCUGCAGGCCUACUUUGUGUCCCUGUUUAACCGCUUCGAUUGUUUUGUGGUGUGUGGAGGCAUCAUAGAGACCAUCCUGGUGGAGCUGGCCAUCAUGUCUCCUUUGGGCAUCUCUGUUUUCCGCUGCGUACGCCUCCUCAGGAUCUUCAAAGUUACACGUCACUGGGCAUCUCUCAGUAACCUGGUGGCCUCUCUGCUCAACUCCAUGAAGUCCAUCGCCUCCCUGUUGCUGCUGCUCUUCCUCUUCAUAAUUAUUUUCUCGCUGCUUGGCAUGCAGCUCUUUGGGGGCAAGUUCAACUUCGAUGAGACUGUGACCAAGAGGAGCACGUUUGAUAACUUCCCCCAGGCCCUGCUCACUGUGUUCCAGAUCUUGACAGGAGAAGACUGGAAUACAGUGAUGUAUGAUGGUAUCAUGGCGUACGGUGGUCCGGCUUCCUCUGGAAUGGUGGUCUGCAUUUACUUCAUCAUCCUCUUCAUCUGUGGAAAUUAUAUCCUGCUAAAUGUCUUCUUGGCCAUCGCUGUUGACAACCUGGCAGACGCAGAAAGCCUCAACACAGCACAGAAGGAGGAAGAGGAGGCCAAGAAGAGGAAGAACAGUGCCAAGGAGACAAGCACAGAUAAGAAGAGGGUUGAAAUAACAGACGCCAAGGAUGAUGAGACCAAGGUGCCAGUAGAGGUCAUGCUAGAGGAAGACAAAGAAUUGUAUCCGGCCAUCAACUCUCCAGGGUGUGAUGAUGAUGAUAAUGACGACCUCCCAGACGUCCCCUCUGGUCCUCGCCCUCAGAGGCUGUCUGAACUCACCAUCAAAGAAAAGAUUCCGCCCAUCCCGGAGGGCAGCGCCUUCUUUAUCUUCAGCAGCACUAACCCGAUUCGUGUGUUCUGCCACAAACUGAUCAACCAUCAGAUCUUUACCAACCUCAUCCUGGUCUUCAUCAUGCUCAGCUCCGUCUCUCUGGCUGCUGAGGACCCCAUACGCAACUCUGCUCGCAAUAUUAUACUUGGUUAUUUUGACUAUGCUUUCACCGCAAUCUUUACUGUUGAGAUCCUGUUGAAGAUCCUAGGCUAUGCAGACUAUGUCUUCACUAGUAUGUUUACAUUUGAGAUCCUUAUUAAGAUGACAGCAUUUGGAGCAUUCCUACAUAAAGGGGCGUUCUGUAGAAACUACUUCAACCUCUUAGACCUGCUGGUCGUUGGUGUGUCUCUUGUGUCCUUCGGCAUUCAGUCCUCUGCUAUCUCUGUGGUGAAGAUUCUCCGUGUUUUGAGAGUCCUCCGUCCCCUCAGGGCCAUCAACAGAGCCAAGGGACUCAAGCACGUGGUCCAGUGUGUGUUUGUGGCCAUCAGGACCAUUGGCAACAUCAUGAUCGUCACCACCCUGCUGCAGUUCAUGUUCGCGUGUAUUGGUGUUCAGCUUUUCAAGGGGAAAUUUUAUCGAUGCACAGAUGACGCAAAGUCCAGCCCGGAGGAGUGCCAGGGUACGUACAUUCUCUACAACAACGGGGACACGGCGCUGCCCAUGGUCAGAGAGAGGAUCUGGUACAACAGUGACUUCAACUUUGACAACGUCCUCAUGGCCAUGAUGGCUCUCUUUACAGUCUCCACAUUUGAAGGAUGGCCCACCCUGUUGUAUAAGGCCAUCGACUCCAACAGAGAGAACAUGGGUCCCAUCUACAACUACCGCAUCGAGAUCUCCAUCUUCUUCAUCAUCUACAUCAUCAUCAUCGCCUUCUUUAUGAUGAACAUCUUUGUCGGUUUCGUUAUUGUCACCUUCCAGGAGCAGGGUGAGAAGGAGUACAAGAACUGCGAGCUGGACAAGAACCAGCGUCAGUGUGUGGAAUAUGCUCUUAAAGCUCGUCCUCUGCGGCGAUACAUCCCCAAAAACCCCUACCAGUACAAGUUCUGGUAUGUGGUCAACUCCACUGGUUUUGAGUACGUCAUGUUUGUCCUAAUCAUCCUCAACACCUUGUGUCUGGCCAUACAGCACCAUGGUCAGUCUCAUCUGUUUAACUAUGCCAUGGACAUCCUCAACAUGGUUUUCACCGGGGUUUUCACUGUGGAGAUGAUCCUGAAGCUCAUCGCCUUCAAACCCAGAGGCUAUGUCGGGGACGCCUGGAACGUCUUCGAUGCUCUGGUGGUGAUUGGCAGUGUAGUCGACAUCAUACUCAGCCAGAACUAUUUUGCUGAUGCAUGGAACACGUUUGAUGCCUUAAUUGUUGUGGGUAGCGUGGUUGACAUUGCCAUCACUGAGAUCAAUUCGGCAGCCAUUCCUGUCGUCAAGGUGAUAGUGGAGCCAGGGAAUACGGAGGACAGCGCUCGCAUCUCCAUCACCUUCUUCCGCCUGUUCAGGGUGAUGCGAUUAGUUAAACUGCUGAGCAGGGGGGAGGGCAUCAGGACUCUGCUGUGGACCUUCAUCAAGUCCUUCCAGGCUCUUCCCUAUGUUGCGCUCCUGAUUGCCAUGCUGUUCUUCAUAUAUGCUGUAAUUGGAAUGCAGGUGUUUGGGAAAAUAGCCAUGGUGGAUGGAACACAAAUCAACCGCAACAACAAUUUUCAAACUUUUCCUCAAGCUGUCCUGAUGCUCUUCAGGUGUGCUACAGGUGAGGCCUGGCAGGAGAUCAUGCUGGCCUGUCUGCCGGGGAAACUGUGUGAUUCAGAGUCAGACUACAACCCCGGAGAGGAGAAAACCUGCGGCAGCGGUUUCGCCAUUAUUUACUUCAUCAGUUUCUACAUGCUCUGUGCUUUUCUGAUCAUCAACUUAUUUGUAGCUGUCAUCAUGGAUAACUUUGACUAUCUGACCCGUGAUUGGUCCAUUCUGGGGCCGCAUCACCUGGAUGAGUUUAAAAGGAUCUGGUCUGAAUAUGACCCGGAAGCCAAGGGCAGGAUAAAGCAUCUUGAUGUGGUGACUCUGCUGAGGAGGAUCCAGCCUCCUCUGGGCUUCGGCAAGCUCUGCCCUCACAGGGUGGCCUGUAAGCGUCUGGUGGCGAUGAACAUGCCCCUGAACAGCGAUGGGACUGUCAUGUUUAAUGCCACUCUGUUUGCACUGGUCCGCACUGCUCUCAAGAUAAAGACUGAGGGUAACCUGGAGCAAGCCAAUGAGGAGCUUAGGGCUGUGAUCAAGAAGAUCUGGAAGAGGACCAGCAUGAAGCUGCUGGACCAAGUGGUGCCCCCUGCAGGCGAUGACGAGGUAACAGUGGGGAAGUUCUAUGCCACCUUCCUGAUACAGGACUACUUCAGGAAGUUCAAGAGGCGCAAAGAGCAAGGUCUUGUGGGAAGGCGCUCAUGGGAGAGGCUGAACACCACCAUGGCUCUACAAGCCGGUCUGCGCACGCUGCAUGAUAUUGGACCAGAGAUCUGUCGAGCCAUAUCAUGUGACCUGCAGGAGGAGGGGCUAGUAGAUGCUAAUGGAGAGGAAGAAGAGGAAAUCUACAGGCGUAAUGGUGGUUUGUUUGGUAACCACAUCAACCAUGUCAGUGGCGAUCAGCCAGGCUCCUCCCACCCGACCACCGCCACCCAACGCCCGCUACAGAUCCUGCCCCUCUCCGGCAGCUCCUCCACCGAACCCACCCAAACUGGCAGGAGAGGUAGCAUCAAAGACAGGGAAGGAGAGACAGAGAUGAACUCUUCACCCAUCCAGUAUAAUCAUCAUUAUCACCCCCCUCAUCUGCAUAACUACCCUCACUGUAAUUCCACUUGCCACCAAUCACCAAUACCCUCCAAUGCCAACCUCAACAAUGCCAACGUGCCCUCGCUACUCUCCAUGACCAGUGGGAGGCAGGAGAAGUGUUUAAGACGAGACCGUCCGUCCUCCACCAAACACGAAUCAUCAGCGUCCACUUACAGCAAAGGGGUGCACGACAAGCCUUGGAGGUCACACUCCACAAGAACACGCUACUAUGAGGCCUACAUUAGGUCAGAAAGCAGUGGCGGACUUUACCCCACCAUUCGUCGAGAGGAGCCGGGCGGCGGGGACAGCGAUGAUGACCGAGGCUCGGGAGAGUACUACAGCGGAGAGGAGUUUCAUGAAGAUGACAUUAUGCUCACAAGGGACAGGUUGUCCAACAAGGACCGUGAUGCAGAAGGAGACUUUGACCUUGAGGUUUCCAGGGGUAACCACCAGCCUGAUAGUUACUAUGACGAUGAUCAACAGCUGAUCUACCAAGACAGUAGACGGUCGCCAAGGAAAUGGUUUUUACCCUCACCUCAAGCCUCCAACAGACCAACAUUUAGUUUUGAGUGUCUUCGCCGAAGAAGUAGUCAGGAUGAUGCUCCUCCCUCUCCUUCCUGCACAGCUCUUCCACUACACCUGGUGCAGCAACAGGUGAUGGCGGUGGCGGGUCUUGAUGCCAGCAAAAUUCAUCAUCUGUCUCCGACAAGGUCACUGCGCUCAUGGGCCACGCCUCCUGCUUCACCCAUCAGCCUCGACUGCUCGCCCGGCUACACACCGCUCAUACAGGUGGACUGGCGCAGUCCUGGCAGCGUGGGCAGCAUCCCCAGGGCAGUGAAGAGGAGUUCGUGGUAUACAGACGGUCAGGACGGCCCUCCCAGCCGCAGCCACUCUCCGUCACGUCUGCAGUUGCCUCCAGAGAGCUGCACUCACUUUCUGCAGAAGAGAGGCAGCGCCAACAGUCUGGUGGAGGCUGUGUUGAUCUCUGAGGGUCUUGGGAAAUACGCCAGAGAUCCCAAGUUUGUGUCAGCGACCAAACACGAGAUUGCAGAUGCCUGCGAGAUGACUAUUGACGAGAUGGAGAGCGCUGCCAGUAAUCUCCUGAAUGGGAGUAUGGGUAAUGCCAACAAUGGGGGACCAGGGAGCGUGAGCUCGGACCCACACGCCUCCACGCAUCUUAGAGACCGCAGUAUCCGGGACUACAGCGACGAGGAGCCGUAUGUGGCGGUGAAAUGCGAGGAGGACUUAACAGAUGAGAUGAUAUGCAUCACGUCGCUAUAGCAGCGACUCACACGGGAUUAUUUAGGUUUUUUCUAUUGAAUUUCUACUACUGUUCCACAUUGAGGGGAUGUUUCUGUUCAAGUGCGUCCUGCAAUAGACAGAAAAUGUAAAACAUGGAUGGAUAAGAGAACAAAGUGCCUUGUUUUCUCUUUUUGUGGAGCAGAAAAUGGAAAUGCCAGAGAGACGAGAGAACUGAUUGAAUUUGUGGGAAAACCUGAGGUGAAUUCAGCGAAUAUUGAAACCACAGGGAAGCCCACUCGUUAUUUAGCAGGAAUUCAUGGUAAGCUGUAUUUUUUAUUAUUAUUUUAAUUAAUUACCAUUGAUUGGAUACAGCUGAAUAACCUGGCAGCCUCGCAAAGCCAACCCAAAGCUUGUGAAGUUGGUCUUCUCAGCAACAUCCAGUGAGGAGAACCACAGCUAAAGUUAAAGUUUAUUACUCUGUUGAUCCCUCAAACUGGGGAAAUUAGUUAUUCUCUGCAUAUUACCCACACCAAGUGAACAAAACACACACACAGGCAUGCACAUGCAUGAGUCCCACGCUGUUUACUCAAUAUGUAUUUACAGACUUACACUGUGUGAAAGGGUUCUUGCAGUAGAUUUGUUCAGAAACAGAUUUUGAUUUUUGAAUUGAAUUGAAUUUUUUUUUUCCAAAAACAUUCACCCUGUUCUCCAGUUUGAAUGUCAGAAAAAAAACAUGGGUGACAGGCCAGUGAUCCUUUGCUGUGAAGGAGGGAGGUUGGGGUUUCUGUUGAUGUCUUAAAAAGUAAUUGAAAAUGCGUGAGCUGGCUUUGCAAAGCUGCAUUUCUCCAGCUCCAAAAUGUCUUUGGCUGUCCAAUGAAUCUAAGAUGCCCUGCAUCCAACUGAGUUUCAUUUCAUGUAAAUAUUAUAUGUGAUUUUAACCUUUCAUUGCUCAUAGUAACGGAAGCAGUUGCUGCUCGUUCUUCACAUUCCAGUUUGGCCUCCACGACUCAGAUAACACAGACACACACACACACACACGUCAUUAAAACAUAUAUGUAAUAUUCUUUGUCAGUUCAUUUUAAUUCAUCUCAGUGCAGAGUCGGGCUGAUCCAAAGCCAGUCCAGACUUUAAAUCUGGGAGCUGCUCUGGAUUCACAGUUCAGGGCUUCAGGGUUAAAUGUUGCUCUUCUCUGUUUUUGACUUGAAAAGGAAAAUCACAUAUCAAUGAAAAAAGACUUUGUCCUCAGGCAUAUCCUUCUGUUUUAAAUGCAUGCUGAUACAACACACAGAGAAACAUACUGUAGGUCCCUCCCCCAUUUACACCAACAAAAUGUUUAUUAAAUCAACAAUUUAGACAUUUUUACUGUUUUAAUUCCUUCGACCACCAGUAAAACAAAAGACUGAAGAUGUUGCCACAAUGUCACAGACUUAUUUCCAUAGUCAUAACUAACUUUUAUCAAAGCCCCCUGAAACCUGUGAGGAGAGACUGUUACAAACUCUCUCAGAAUAUGCAAUGAUUCACUUUACUGAAAAUUAUGACAAUUGUAAAAUUGGAAAUUUGGAAAAGUGCCAGCCCUGUGACACAUACAGUGUAACGCUGUGUGUUGUGAGACUUAUGAGUACGUUAUGUAAAACUCCAACAUGAAACUCUGACUAACAAUAUGCUUGUAUAAGAAAAAAAGGCAGGUCCAUAGGUUCCUUCCUCAUAGCAGAGCAUUAACAUCUCUGACGUCAGUCUGAGGUCUGGCUUGUUCACUUCAUGAUGAGUCAGCUGAUGUAAACAGAUCAGAACCUGAAACGCCACAACAGUAAGGGAGACUACAUUUUCUGAAUUUCCCAACUAUAUUAAUUCGGUAGAUUGUUGUUGGGUGUAUUUAGUUUAUUCUUGGAGUGAAAUGAUCGAUGUUAGCUGUCGCCUUUUAUUUGUGGAAUUUUUUUGUUGCUCCAACUCCAGUUUGAGUGCACGUGAUGUCCAAAAACAGCUGCUUGUCUAAAGAGAGAACGACACAGCCUGCUCGUAGGUUCUGCUCAUUAGCUCCACCACAAACCAGAGUCUGUCUACCACUGCCAACUGUAACAAUGUAUUCAGGUCAACUUUUUAAAAAGCAGCACUGGGUCGUGGCAGGGCAAUCAUGUUUAUCUCCCUCAGUCUAAAUACUGUUGUCAGGGCAACAAGUUCAAUCUGUGCAAUCAAAGGGCUCCUUCAGAAACAAAAACCAAAUCAAGAGAUCGUUGAGUGCAUUUACGUGCACAUUAAGAUUCAGAUAUUAUUCCAGAUACUUAGAAUUCUUUGUCCAUUUUUGGAGUUGUUUCUGAGGCAUUUCGUAUGUAUGGUGGUGCCAGAGGAAAAGAGGGUUUGCUGUUGGGUGUUUCGAUGACACACUUAGAAACUGUACAGAUGAAUCUAAUGUGAAACAGGAUGUGAGUUGCUAUCUGGAAUACUCUUCGCAUGUACUGUAAAUGCACUCCUCUCUUCUCUCCAGAAGAUUCAUAUAUAUAUAUAUGAAUAUA